UACUCAACUUUCCAAUUAUAUAAUGUGGAUGGAGCGUUUAAUAUUUUCUUUGAUGCCUUACACAAAUUGGUUCUUAAUUUUGUUGGUUAUAAUGCCCUUGUUCAGGUAUUCAAUGUAACUGGUAUUGGUGAACUACUCCUGUCUUGGUUUUCGUCUUACUUCUCACACCGUUAUCAAUGAGUCAAUUUGCUUGUAGUGAAAUCGAAUAUUUAUCUUGCAACGUCUGGUGUUCCUCAAGAAGAACACCUUACUCCUUUCACCUGUUAUCCUCAUUUAUCAAUAGUGUCUCAGUGUUCUCUCUACAAGCAUAUUUUAUGUUUUACCGACGAUAUAAAACUUUACUUUCGUAUAUCUUCUUUGGAUGACUGUAUCUUGUUACAGAAUGAUUUUGAUCGAUUUAUUGAGUGGUUCAAUUUACUAGGGUUAUCCCUAUUAUUGUUUCGUUAUUUGGGAUCCUUAUUUCUUGAAGCUGGAAAGGGUCCAACAAAAAUUCUUGAGGUACGCAAGAUUUAAAUUGAAUAUCCCUUGUGAACCCUAUAACUAUGAAUCUGUUGAUUCGCACUUUGGUUUGAUUUCCUUGGCUGAGC
Molecule: messenger RNA, 587 nt
Organism: Cinara cedri
Lineage: Eukaryota; Metazoa; Arthropoda; Insecta; Hemiptera; Aphididae
Source: the annotation of a GenBank genome assembly